This is a messenger RNA of Nicotiana attenuata, 4963 nucleotides long. Its product is annotated as paired amphipathic helix protein Sin3-like 3. Gene Ontology annotation, cellular component: chromatin; histone deacetylase complex. The record is from RefSeq and is a predicted model, not a curated record. Gene Ontology annotation, molecular function: transcription corepressor activity. Lineage: Eukaryota; Viridiplantae; Streptophyta; Magnoliopsida; Solanales; Solanaceae. Gene Ontology annotation, biological process: negative regulation of transcription by RNA polymerase II. The coding region runs from base 527 to 4588 and encodes 1353 amino acids. The transcript is spliced from 24 exons.
AAAAAAAUACCAGCUAAGACGAUAUAACAAAUAACAACACUAAUAUAUAAACUCUCUCUUUUUUCUCAUUGCUCCUCUCACAUAUUGUGAAUCAGAAAGCAGAUAAUUUUCUCCAUAUUAUAAUCUUCAAUUAACUAACAAAAAUAAAAAAUAAAAAAAAUAAAUCACAGCCAUAGCCCAUAGCCAUAGCUUUAUUUUCCAUUUUAGCUUCUUCUUCUCUUCUUUUCAUAUAUACGUUUGAAUAAGGAAUUGAAUUGCAUAUUCAUCUCACUCUACACACACAAAAAAUACACACACAAAAAAAACACAGUUUUCUUAAAAGGAACUGUUUGUUUCUUCUUCCUUUGGAAGAAUUUUUCACAAUAUUAAAAGCAACCGCCAUUAACGGACUCGUUUGAAGAUCUCUUUAUUCUCUGAUUUUGAUGAGAAUUUGGAGGUGAUCUGUGGAUUUUUGUAUUAUUUGUUAAUUGGAGGAUUAAAUUUACAAAAUGGUGAAGAGAUAUGACUUAGAGAUGAUGACGUGUACAUGAGUUCUCAACUCAAACGCCCCGUUGUUGUCUCUUCUCCUGCUGAACCUUCAGGGCAAUCCCCAAUGAUGGGUGGAAGCAGUGCGAAUAAGCUAACAACAAACGACGCCCUUUCCUAUCUAAAGGCAGUGAAGGAAAUCUUUCAGGACAGAAGGGACAAAUAUGAUGAGUUUCUUGAAGUCAUGAAAGAUUUCAAGGCUCAAAGAAUUGACACUUCUGGUGUCAUAGCGAGGGUGAAGAAAUUAUUCAAAGGGCAUCGAAGCCUAAUUAUGGGGUUCAAUACAUUUUUGCCCAAGGGAUAUGAGAUCACCAAUCCUGAGGACGAACCCCCAGUGAAAAAGCCAGUUGAAUUUGAAGAAGCAAUCAGUUUUGUAAACAAAAUAAAGACUAGAUUUCAAGGUGAUGAUUUCGUAUAUAAAUCAUUUCUUGAUAUUUUAAAUAUGUAUAGAAAGGAAAACAAGUCCAUUGCAGAAGUUUAUAAUGAGGUCUCCUACCUUUUCCGUGGCCAUCCUGAUUUGCUUGAAGAGUUCACCCAUUUUUUACCUGAUGCCAUGGCCGCAGCCCGAGCUCGUCAGGCUCAAGCUCAUAGGGCCCCUAUCCUGCGUUAUGAUGCGAAAAGCUCUUCGAUGACCACGGCAAGGCACAUGCACGUCGAGAAGAAGGCUACUUCACAUGUCGACCGGCCUGAUCCAGAAUAUGAAGAAACAACGAUGAAAACUGAAAGGGAUAGAAGGGAUCCACAAUAUGAGGAUAGAGAGCUGGACAGAAAAUCUGUUCAUAGAGAUUCUGCUGUUGACCAGUUUGAACACAGUGUGCAGGACCAUGGUUUUGCUUACUGUGAGCGGGUUAAGGAAAGAUUACAGGAUAUCGGAGAUCGAAAUCAGUUUUUUAAGUGCCUUCAUAUCUAUAGCAAGGAAAUAGUUACAAGACCACAAUUACAAUCCCUGGUUAGCAGCUUACUCAUGAAACAUCCAGAUCUCAUGGACGGAUUUGAUGAAUUUAUUUCUCACUGUGACAGGACAGAUGGUUACCUUGCUGCUAUUCUGAGCAAAACACGAUCCUCAUGGAACGAUGAACACAUUCCCAAGUCGGAUAAAGUAGAAGACAGGGACAAAGACCGAGAUUGUGAGUGGGAAGACAGGAAUAGAGUCCGCGAAACAAGAGAAAGAGAUAGACCUGACAGAGGCGUCGCCUAUGGAAGUAAAGAUAUACAAGGGCAGAAGAUGUCUUUGUACCCAAGCAAGGAUAAAUACGCAGCAAAACCUAUACAUGAACUUGAUCUCUCCAACUGUGAAAGUUGCUCACCGAGUUAUCGGCUUCUUCCAAAGAAUUAUCCAAUUCCAUUAGCGAGUCAGCGAACCGAGAUUGGUGCUGAUGUACUAAAUGAUCUCUGGGUAUCGGUGACAUCAGGAAGUGAGGAUUACUCUUUUAAACAUAUGCGCAAAAACCAGUAUGAAGAAAGCUUGUUCCGAUGUGAAGAUGACAGGUUUGAGCUGGAUAUGCUUUUAGAGUCUGUCAAUGCAACAACAAGACGUGUUGAAGAAUUGCUCAACAAGAUCAAUGAUAAUACUAUUGCCAGUGAUAGUCAUAUCCGUAUUGAAGAACAUUUUACUGCUCUGAAUCUAAGGUGCAUUGAACGUCUCUACGGUGACCACGGGCUUGAUGUUAUGGAUGUGUUAAGGAAGAAUGCACCACUUGCACUUCCAGUUAUACUCACUCGCUUGAAGCAGAAACAAGAGGAGUGGGCAAGGUGUCGUUCUGAUUUUAAUAAAGUUUGGGCUGAAAUUUAUGCCAAGAACUAUCACAAAUCACUGGAUCAUCGUAGCUUUUAUUUCAAGCAGCAGGACACGAAAAGCUUGAGCACAAAAGCACUGCUGGCUGAGAUCAAAGAAAUCAGUGAAAAUAAGUGCAAAGAAGAUGAUGUGCUUCUCUCUGUUGCUGCUGGAAAUGGGCAACCAAUUAUCCCUCACCUGGAGUUCGAGUAUCCUGAUUCUGACAUCCAUGAAGAUCUUUAUCAAAUCAUUAAGUAUUCAUGUAGUGAAGUUUGUACAAGAGAACAGUUGGAUAAAGUCAUGAAGAUUUGGACCACCUUCCUGGAACCAAUAUUUGGUGUUCCUCGUCAACCUCAGGGUGCAGUGGAUGGUGGAGAUGUUGAAAAGGCUAAAAAUCAAAAUGCUAAAGGUAACACAGCAAUUGAUGGGGAAAGGGCUGGUAGCCCUGCUAGUGACUCAGGCAUGAAUUGCAGACAAAGCAGUUCCAGGAAUGGAGAUGAAGAGCCUCCACCUCAGCAUUCAAUUUCUUCCAGAGUUCGGAUUGCAAAUGGUGAAAAUGGGUUUAAGGAUGAUAAAUCUCCUGAUGCAACUGGUGUGACACUGAAAAUUGUCACUUCAAGGACCCUCCUUCAGCAUGGAAAGGCAGCCGCUGAUCCCAACAUGGCAGAUGCAGCAUCUGGUCUCAGCAGAGAGGCUUUUGGUGCUGACCAGCUAGUGCUUUCAAACAGCACGGUUGUGGAGGAAAGCCAUGGAAGAGUCUGUAGAGAAACUGCUUCAGGGCAUGGUGCAGGUACUUCCAGACCUAGUAGUUCCUCAAUCAAAUGUGAACUUGAGAUAAAAUCUUCUAAUGACUCAAAGGAUGGAGGGUUGGUGGACCCAAAGGCAGAAGGUGUGAAGGUUGAGAAAUGUCUUGAAGAAUCCAUAGGAAAAUGUAAACUUGAGAGAGAAGAGGGCGAAUUAACUCCAAAUGGUGAUUUUGAGGAUAAUUUUACACCAUCAAAUGAAGGUGGUCCAAAUGUAUCACAUAGUUUAAAGGGAAGUUCAAGUAGUAAGCUGUACCAAAGUGGACAUAGAGAAGUAGUUCGUGGUGGAGAGAGAGGAUGUGAGAAUGAUGCUGAUGAUGAAGGGGAAGCAAGUGCUCACGGGACAUCAGAGGAUAGUGAGAAUGCUUCUGAAAAUUGUGAUGUUUCAGGUAGUGAGUCUGCUAAUGGAGAAGGUUCUCACGAAGAAGAGCGUGAAGAUGGGGACAAUGAUGAGAAUGAUAACAAGGCAGAGAGUGAAGGAGAGGUGGAAGGAACUGCUGAUGUCCAUGAUGCUGAAGGAGAUGGUGCUGUUAUGCCAUUUUCAGAACGUCUUCAACAUACAUCCAGGCCUCUCACAAAGCAAGUUCCUUCUAUAUUUCAUGACAGAGAGAAGGAAUCACGUAUAUUUUAUGGAAAUGAUUCAUUUUAUGUGCUGUUCAGACUUCACCAGACAUUGUAUGAAAGACUACAGAAAGCAAAAUCGCAUUCUUCGUCAGCUGAACACAGAUGGAGAGUCUCAAAUGCUAUAAACCCCACUGAAUCAUAUGCCAGAUUCAUGAGUGCACUUUAUAACCUGCUGGAUGGUUCCUCUGACAAUGCAAAGUUUGAGGAUGACUGCCGAGCUAUUAUUGGAGCUCAGUCAUAUCUUCUCUUCACCUUAGACAAACUGAUAUACAAAAUUGUCAAACAGCUACAGACAAUUGCAACUGAUGAGUUGGAAAGUAAACUUCUCCAACUGUAUGCUUAUGAAACCUCAAGAAAAUCUAGCACAUUUUGGGAUGUAGUUUACCAUGAAAAUGUGCGUGUUCUUCUUCAUGAAGAGAGCAUAUACAGGAUAGCAUGUUCAUCUACACCAACACGUCUAUCCAUACAACUCAUGGACUAUGUUCAUGAUAAGCCUGAGAUGUCUGCGGUGUCAAUGGACCCAAAUUUUGCAGCUUAUUUGAGCAAUGAACUCCUCUCUGUUAUUACUCUGAAGAAGGAGAACCCUGGGGUGUUCUUGACAAGAAACAAGCGUAAGUAUGGAUUUGGAGAUGAGACUUUUCCAGGUGAAGCUAUGGAAGGAGUUCAAAUUAUUAAUGGUCUAGAAUGUAAGAUAGCAUGCAGUUCAUCAAAGGUCUCUUACGUUUUAGACACUGAAGAUUUCUUGAUCCGGUCAAGAAAAAGGCGGAGAACAUUGAAGGACAGAUUUUCAUCAAAUGGCCACUCGAAGUCUUUGAAUGGUUCUAGUAAAGUACAACGUUUCCGCAGAUUACUCUUCAGUUGAAAGAUGUGCAUUUUGCAUGAAGGUAAUCUACAAAUUCAAUUAGUCAUAGUUAUAGUUCUAUGACACGAAAUGGAGUAAUGGAGUCCAAAAGGUAGAAUUUCACACGAUUUACUUGCUCUCGAAGGUUUCUGACUUUAUGCUUCUGAUAUUUGUUUCUUAGCCGACUAAUCGUAUUUGUGGAAAUUCAAAUUUUGGCCCCCGCUACCAUAGAUUUAUGUACCUUUUCCUAUUGAAUAAAUGAUCCGGCUAACAGCUUGGAAAAUUUGUAGGGUGUCAUCUCUAAAUUUUGUGCCCAAAUUGAUGUAAAUAUCCUUGCCUUCUCUGUUGUAAAACACUAAAUUGUCAAUUUCAUGAAAUUUUCCUUGUUACUGUGUA